Saccostrea echinata is the source of this 1648-nucleotide messenger RNA. RefSeq lists its product as uncharacterized. NCBI's taxonomy places the organism in Eukaryota, Metazoa, Mollusca, Bivalvia, Ostreida, Ostreidae. Gene Ontology annotation, molecular function: hydrolase activity. Bases 90 to 1454 code for a protein of 454 amino acids. The transcript is spliced from 2 exons. The record is from RefSeq and is a predicted model, not a curated record.
CACGUCAUUAAGUCACGGGUCACACACAGUGUAAACAGAAAGUUUAUCCAGUUUACCUGUCAGAAUGUAUACAUGCAUGACAAUCAGAUAUGAAGAUCAACUGUAGAAAGAAAAAGAAUACUGAUGAUUAUCAAAUCUUUGAGGACAUUUCAUACGAGACAUCGGAUAAAACGUCUCACAAGUCGCUCUUUGACCUCUACCUACCUGAGUAUGGAGCGGAUCUAGGGAACAAUUCUGCACCACCCGUGGCGGUGUUUGUUCACGGCGGAGGGUGGCGCCGUGGUGACAAGGACACGUGGAAACAUUUUGUGUUUCUGGACAUUAAUCUAUUGGCUGCUUUCAUUUACUGGUGCUUUGGUCUGUACGGGAAUGUAGGAAAAGAGUUCGCAAGGAGGGGUGUUCCGUGUGCGGUGAUUUCUUACCCCCUCACUAAACUGAAAACUCCGUGGUUGCUGUUGGAGCUUGCGACUUCCUACGUAGGAACUGUGAUAUUUCUCGGAGUAUUAUUUUUUGUGUUGUUUUUAUCGGUAUUUGUGAUAGAUUUUUUGACCCCUGUAGGUAUUGUUAAUCUGAUCUACAGACAUCGUGAAUUGGGUCGCUUAACUGUGUCAGACAUAUUUCUGGGUCAUCUUGUCCUAGUUAAUCUUGUCACACUUGUCGUGAUAUCAGUGCAACGAUCUAAACAUUAUCUGAAAUCCCACCGUCUUGCAGCACUCUGGGCGACAUUUCUGAAUCUUCUGUAUGCAGCAUUGCUAACCGAACACCCCCUCCUGACUUUAUGGGUGACCAGCUUUAUAGUAGCUCAAGGAGCGUUACUAUAUAUGAACUUAAAAGCAAAAGAUUACACACAUGAAGACCAAAUUGUUGCUUUGUCAAAGUGUAUUAAGAAAAUUUAUGAAAUAGGGAGAUACACAAAUUACUAUGACUAUAAUUCUAUAUACUUGAUUGGGCAUUCUGCAGGUGGCCAUCUUUGUUCCCUUCUUGCUCUUCGUCCGAUUUCACUGGAGGACAUAGGUGUCCCAUCCUCGAGUAUCAAGGGUGUUGUGGCGAUUUCCGCGGUUUUGCACGUGGAGAAGCUCAACACUCGUGCGGUGCGCCCUCUGUAUCUCCACCCCACCUUCGGCAAGAACCCGGAUGAUUGGUCGUCUGCAUGUCCAAUGACCCAUCUUCAGAAUAAAAUAUCGUCAUAUCUCCCGAACUUUCUCGUGAUAACAGCUGAGAAAGACUGGCAUCUUCAGCAGGAGGCGGCCAUGUUUGCCAAAGAGUUGGAGAGCUGGGAUAUUCACCAACACAGGGUGGUGUUUCCUCGGACAACGCACAUGUCUAUUAUAUGUAACUUUGACCGGCACUGUAAAGUUCUCAAUGUUAGUGUAGCCAGUCUGUGUGUUCAGUUUAUACAGCAAACCUGCAACUUAAUAUAUCAAACAAAUGAUCUACCCAGUACGGAAGAAUAAAUGUAGUAAAAGAAUUCUGUCUUCUGUAAGAAAUCUGCAUGUAAUUAGUUUAUAUUCCGACAGUUUGUUGUCGAACAUAUAGAUGAUAGAGGGAUCGGUCAUUGACUGAUGUCAAAUAUGAUUGAUUUGUAACCAUCUCUGGCUUCUAAAUCAAAUCAUAUUUAUUUUGACUGCUGUCAGAUUUAUAUAAACGU